Molecule: messenger RNA, 428 nt
Organism: Dermacentor andersoni
Lineage: Eukaryota; Metazoa; Arthropoda; Arachnida; Ixodida; Ixodidae
Source: RefSeq, a predicted model, not a curated record
UGUAGUAUAAAGGCGCCUGCUGUCCCAGCUAUUAGGUAAGGCGUUCAAGAAGCACCAUGAACUGCACGCUGCCGCGCGGCACACGAGAAUUUUGGAGCCACUUGUGGAAGGAAGGACUAUCGACGUGGCAGCAGGAAGGAGUGACCAAACUUUUGAAUGACAACAAAGAAGUUAUCAUCGCGGGAAAAUCGCGUGCACGUGUGUUCAUACCCCUCUGCGGAAAAGCACGAGAACUGAAGUGGUUUUAUGACCUUGGGCACACCGUCAUCGGUGUGGAAUUCGUGGAAGAGUGCGUGCGCAGCUAUUUCACCGAGAGUGGUCUGCAACUGGAAGAGGCCACAUGUCCCAUUAUUAACUGCAAAAUACUCAGGACCACAGAUCAUCGACUGCAAGUGUUUAUCUGCAACAUUUUUCACUUUAAAAGGUAA